This is a messenger RNA of Grosmannia clavigera kw1407, 663 nucleotides long. RefSeq lists its product as uncharacterized. NCBI's taxonomy places the organism in Eukaryota, Fungi, Ascomycota, Sordariomycetes, Ophiostomatales, Ophiostomataceae. The record is from RefSeq and is a predicted model, not a curated record. The transcript has a single exon. Bases 1 to 663 code for a protein of 220 amino acids.
AUGGCUAGUCACCCCCCAACAGAGGUCAACCCAGAGCUUUCUCUUUUUCCAUCUGACUUGUCAAACCAGAGUGCCAUCACAACUCGCAACUCCACCGGCUAUCCACAGCAUCAACGCACUGAAAGCAUGGACGAUUUUGUUCUCGUCGAUUGUGUCCCUUCUACGGGCCCCGACGAUCAGUCCGACACCGAAGCUAACCUAAAUUGGAAGGACCCUCGGGGAAAUACGAUCAAAAUUGUGGACCCGGGCUCAUCUGAUUCUCAACCGUCACAGUCGCCAUACGCAGGCUUAUCCCCUACGGAAGACAGAUACCAAAGUCUGAGAAAGACAUGCGAGUGCAUGAAAGGCGCAUUCGAUUGUAUGGAUCCUUAUGCGUUGGAAAACAUACGAAAUGACACGCAGAAAAUCAUGCAUCUGCAGCAACUCGUCAUCCGUCUAAGUCAUGAAGCCGCCUUCAAUGAGGAUGAGCGGAGGCAACAUCUGGACGUCUUGAAGACUUACUUUAAGUCGACAUCUAGCGAAAGACGAUUGUUUGCGGAGGUAAAGAACCUAAGGGACGAGGUGGGUCGGCUCGAGCUUCUCCUGGACAAAAGGGCGGAAGAAUUAGAGAUGCACCUCGGCGAGGCGGAAUACUGGAAGAAGCGAGCGAUGGGCCCUAUGUAG